CCUUGGGAUGCCAGGCGUGCCUGGCACCGCGCACCCCGCGCGUUCCACACCCAGCCCCGCUCCCCACCGCGCUCCCGGCUUUCGUCAGAGCCUUCCCGGAGCUGAGCUGAGCUCAGCUGAGCUGGGCUGGCCGGGAGGGGCGGGCGGGGGCUCCGCGGAGCUCGGAGCAGCCCCGCGGGAGCGGCUCCGCUGCCCGGGCAGUGCCGGGGGACCCGCGAUGGGCUGCGGCCGCCGCUGCUCGCUCCUGCUCCUGCUGCUGCUGCUGCUGCUGCUGCCCGCGGCGUGGGGGGACUGCGGGCCGCUGCCAAAUAUCAGCCACGCCGAGCCGCGGGGGGACACCAAACACCAGCAGAGCUUCAGUGUGGGCUCCACAGUGACCUUCGGCUGCGUCCCGGGUUACACCAAGCUCCCUUUUCUCUCCGACACCAUCCGCUGCCUGCCGAACUCCCGCUGGUCCAGCCUGCCCGAGUUCUGCGGCCGCAGCUGUCCCAGACCCAGAUCUGUGUCAUUUGCUGCGAUAUCACCAGAAGACAAAAUGCAGAAUUUUUACGCCGUUAACACCACGGUGAGGUACAUUUGUCGCCAAGGUUUUGAAAACACCACAGCCCAGCCCCCCACCAGCACCUGUUUGGACAACUUAACGUGGACAGAAGUUCCUAAACUGUGUCAGAAGAAAUCCUGUGGUAUUCCAGCCAAUCCAGAACACGGCCAAGUUAUCCUAAAAGAACAUCAGCUGGGUGCAACAGCCAGAGUGGUUUGUGACCGUGGGUACAGAUUAAAGGGAGCAUCACCUUCCGUCAUUUGCCUCCUACAGGGAGACAAAGCUGUCUGGAGUCCUCUUCCAGCUUGUCAGGUGAUUUCCUGUCCCCCUCCUCCAGCCAUCCCCCGCGGGCAGCACAGCGGGAGCAGCUCGGGGGAGUUCGUGCUGGGCUCUGUCACAACCUACACGUGCGAGCCGGGGCUGGAGCUGGUGGGAGAGGACACGCUGCGCUGCACCGGCGACACGGGGGACAGCGGCGACAGCGGCACCUGGAGCGGGGCCCCGCCCGCCUGCCGCGUUAAAACCACAGCAGAGACAAACCAAACCAAACCCUCAGAAGAGAAUCCUUACUGGCUGGCAAGCAUCCUCAUUCCCAGUUGCAUUGUUCCUCCAGUAGCCCUUGGAAUUCUAGCUGGGAUCAUCAUGAGACGGAAAGAGAGUGAAAAGCACUCUUAUAAUGUGAAUUUACAAAAGCAGGAGAUGAAGGGAAGGGAUGCAGCGAUGCAUCCAGAGGUUACAGAUGAGAAGAAGCACCCCAAGCCCUGGAAUUCCUAUUUUUGCCACACAGGGAACUGCCACGUGUGUCCCAGCUGUGAGGAGCAGCUCCACAGUGACCUGGCCCCUCUCUCAGAGCCCCCACACCACGGCUGUGCCACCUGCCAGGACUGGCUGAGCUCCCAAAAACCCCGCAGCUACUCUGUCCCCAGCAUCGGUGCUGGGGACAGCCAGAGCCCAGCAGGGACCAGCUCUCCUGCCAAAGCUGUGGAUGUGCUGAGGGCAGAUGGCACAGGAGAAGCUGCUCCAUGGUGGAGUGAGGCAGAGCAGCCCAUGGACCACCAAAGUGACCACAUCUGUCCCAUCUGUGAGAGCUGGCUCCGUGCCCACGCUGGUGACAGCAGUGCUGUGACACCGGGGGAGUGGCAGGACAAGGGCCCCCAGGGCCCCGUCUGCCCCCCCUGCACGGACAGACAGCUCCUGUCCCUUGUCCACGGGGACACAGCCAGCAGCCCCGUGUGUCCCCUGGCCGGGGAGGGGACCCCAGCCCACCUGGUCCCUUGGCACAGCCCCGGCUGCCACCUCUGCCCCGUGUGCUCGGAGCCCACCCACGCUCACCUGUGCCAGCCCCAGCGCCUGGCACCUGAUGGGAUGGUGCCCACCUUCACCCUCUGCCUGCUGGGCAGCUCCGCUCUGCUCCUCAGCACCACGCCCGGGGCUCAAGCUGCCCGGUGCCGGUUCCCCCGGGUGCUGAACGGGAGCGUGUCCCCUCGUCGCUCUUCCUACUGGACACGGGACACCGUGAGUGUCACCUGCAACCCCGGCUACGCCCUGAAGGGCCCCGGCAGCAGCACCUGCAGGGCCACCUCCAGGUGGGACCCCUCUCUGCCGGAGUGCAAAAAGGAGGUGACAUGUCCUCGGCCACCGAGCAUCGCCAAUGGGCUGCACAGCGGCCACUCCAGGGACAGCUUCUCCCGGGGGGUGACCGUGUCCUACAGCUGCAGGGAGGGCUUUGAGCUGCUCGGCAACGCGUCCAUCACCUGCACGGACUCCGGCCUCUGGAGCCGGCCCCUGCCCCGCUGCGAAGCGAUCGGCUGUCAGGUACCCGAGGUGCAGAAUGGGAAGGUCCACAACGUGCAGAGCACCUACAGAGCUGGAGACACUCUGCACUUUGAUUGUCACCCCGGUUAUGCAGCAGAGGACUCCGAUGAGGCUCGGUGCCAGCCCGGGGGUGUCUGGGACCCGCCACUCCUUGUGUGCCAGAAGGUCCGGCCGUGCCCGAUGCCUCCGGAGGUCGCCAAUGGCAAUCACAACGGGCGGAGCAUAGCAGGAUUCACCAUGGGAAUGUCUGUCAAGUACAGCUGCAAUCCUGGCUACUACCUGGUUGGAAAUGCCGCUGUGUCCUGCAGAGCAUCGGGGAACUGGAGCCAGCCUCACCCUCGCUGCCAAGAGGUGACAUGUCCUCGGCCACCGAGCAUCGCCAAUGGGCUGCACAGCGGCCACUCCAGGGACAGCUUCUCCCGGGGGGUGACCGUGUCCUACAGCUGCAGGGAGGGCUUUGAGCUGCUCGGCAACGCGUCCAUCACCUGCACGGACUCCGGCCUCUGGAGCCGGCCCCUGCCCCGCUGCGAAGCGAUCGGCUGUCAGGUACCCGAGGUGCAGAAUGGGAAGGUCCACAACGUGCAGAGCACCUACAGAGCUGGAGACACUCUGCACUUUGGCUGUGAUUCUGGGUACACCACAGAGGACUCUGAUGAGGCUCGGUGCCAGCCCGGGGGUGUCUGGGACCCGCCACUCCUUGUGUGCCAGAGAGUCCGGCCGUGCCCGAUGCCUCCGGAGGUCGCCAAUGGCAAUCACAACGGGCGGGACAAAGCGUUUUUUACCGCUGGGAUGUUUGUGAGGUACAGCUGCAAUCCUGGCUACUACCUGGUUGGAAAUGCCGCUGUGUCCUGCAGAGCAUCGGGGAACUGGAGCCAGCCUCACCCUCGCUGCCAAGGCAUCCCCUGCGAGCCACCCCCGGACAUCCCCAACGGGCAGCACUCGGGCGAGCUGCUGAGCGAGUUCCACUACGGCACGGCCGUCACCUACACCUGCAACCGCGGCUUCCCCCUGCACGGGCAGCCCUCCAUCCACUGCACCACCCACGACGGCCGCAACGGCGUCUGGAGCGAGCCCCUGCCCGCCUGCGGAGAGGCGAAUUGUCCUGUCCCACAGAUCCAGCACGGGAGGAUCGUGGCUGCCAGGUCUGCCUAUGCACACAGGGACACCGUGACCUUGGAAUGUGACCCAGGCUAUGUCAUUCAUGGCCACAGAGAGAUCCAGUGCCAGCCAAACAACACCUGGGAGCCGCCUGUGCCCGUCUGCGAGCAGGCUGGCUGCAGAGCCCCUGCCAGGCUGGGCUUUGCCGAGCUGAAGGAGCCCUACAGGAACCAGACGGUGUUUCCCGAGGGGAGCAGGGUGGAAUUCGUGUGCCAGCCUGGCUACAGCCAGCUCCCGGGGGUGUCAGCAGCCAUCACCUGCCUCAGGAACCAGACGUGGUCUGCAGCGCUGGAGUUCUGUCAAAGUGUCACCUGCGCUGCCCCUCCGGCCAUCCCCCAGGGGACACACAGCGGGGGCUCCAGGGACACCUUCUCCCUGGGGGACGUGGUCACCUACAGCUGUGCCUCGGGGCUGGCCCCAGCUGGAGACGCCUCCCUGACCUGCACCUCUGCGGACGGGGAGCGCGGCACGUGGAGCGGAGCAGUGCCACGGUGCCAAGAGGUGAGGUGCCCUGCCCCCCCGAGCAUUGCCAACGGGCAGCACGGUGCCAGCCCCGGGGCCUGGCACAGCCCGGGCUCCGUGGUGCUCUACACCUGCGCCGAGGGCUACUCCCUGCUGGGCAACGCCUCCGUCCGCUGCACGGCCAGGGGAACCUGGAGCCGGCCCCAGCCCCGCUGCCGAGCAACUGGCUGCACCAGGCCCGAGAUUGAGAAUGGAAAAGUGACUGGCUCAGAGACCACCUACAACCUGGAGGACAUCAUUGUCUUCGAGUGCAACUUUGGUUAUGCCUUGAAGGGCUCUCAAGAGUCCCAGUGCCAGUUUGGGGGCAAGUGGCACCCUCCUGUCCCCAGCUGUGAGAAGCUGCCGCCGUGUCCUUCCCCUCCGAUUAUCAGAAAUGGCCAGCACGACAGCAAGGGGGUGACAGAGUUCAUCCCUGGCAUGGCAGUGAAGUACCGCUGUGACCCGGGCUACGUCCUCACCGGGAAAACCACGGUUUCCUGUUUGCCAUCGGGAGUCUGGAGCAUCCCUUACCCCCGCAGCCCCAGCAUCAAGGACGGAGAGGUGGCCGAAGGCCGGAGGGCUGUGUACCACCCUGGGGACAAUGUCACCUUCCAGUGCCACCCAGGCUUCGUGCUGAGGGGCAGCCGUGGGGCCAAGUGCCAGCCCGACAGCCGCUGGGUGCCUGCUGUGCCCACCUGCCAGCCAGUGAGGCCGUGCCCUCCGCCCCCCGUCAUCGCCCACGCCACGCUCAGCGCCCAGCCGGGGAUGAACUUCACCAGCGGCACCUCCGUGAGCUACAGCUGCCAGCCCGGCUUCUCCCUGCUCGGGGACCCCUCCGUGCUGUGCACGGCCUGGGGCAACUGGAGCCUUCCCUACCCACGCUGUGCAGUGCUGCAAUGCCCUUCACCUCCAAAUAUUGACAAAGGAAGCCACGACAGCCAGGACUUGGAGGUUUUUCCCUCUGGGAUGGUUGUGAACUACAGCUGUGACCCUGGCUACAGCCUCCGGGGAGAGGCAUCCAUCUACUGCACCGACUCUGGCAACUGGAGCCUCCCUCUCCCUCAGUGUGCAGGGGUGGUGUGCCCAGCCCCACAGAUCCACAGUGGGAGGGUGGCUGUCCCCAAGCCCCGCUACACCUACGGGGACUCUGUCACCUUCAAGUGCCGCAGAGGCUUCACCCUGCGAGGCCACCCCACGUCCCAGUGCCGAGGGGACAGGAGGUGGCACCCACCUCUACCUGUCUGCGAGCAGGUGCUGCACUGCUCCAAGCCUGCAGAUAUCACCCAUGGGUCUUUCCGUGGCCCAGCAAAAGCAGUUUUUACUGUGGGAACAUCUGUAAACUACAUCUGUGAGCCUGGCUUCUCCCUCCUGGGGACAGCAUCCAUUUAUUGCACAGCAUCUGGAGCCUGGAGCCAUCCCCCUCCCAUCUGUCAAGCUGUGAAGUGUCAGCAGCCUCCAAACAUCACCAACGGGAGGCUGAAAGGCAACAGCUCUGCCACCUUUCCCCCCGGAGCCGCUGUAUCCUACAGCUGCGAUCCCGGCUACUCACUGGUUGGGAAUGCUUUCAUCAACUGCACGGGGUCGGGAUCCUGGAGCCAGCCCCUCCCGCAGUGCAAAGAGAUCAGAUGUGAAUUCCCGGAUGUCCAAGGUGUUAAAAGAGCCAUUAAAGGAAAUACUUAUCGCUCUGGCACUAACAUCACUCUUGAAUGUGACGAAGGUUACAUGCUGGAAGGCAUCAGUCACACCCAGUGCCAAGAGGAUUUCAGCUGGGACCCUCCCGUGCCCGCCUGCAAACUGACGUCCCCCAAGCCCGGCUCAGUAGGCCUAGGAGUGGCAGCUGCAGCAAUUCUGCUGCUCCUGGGGGCAGGUGUUGUCUGGAAAAUAAUUUCCAAGCAGAAGGAAGGCUAUUAUCAUACGUAUGAAAACUAUAAUUACAGAACCCCCCUGAACCCAGACACAGAACACAAAGGCUCGUGUCUGCCAUAG
Molecule: messenger RNA, 6001 nt
Organism: Onychostruthus taczanowskii (white-rumped snowfinch)
Lineage: Eukaryota; Metazoa; Chordata; Aves; Passeriformes; Passeridae
Product: complement receptor type 1-like
Exons: 39
Coding region: 8-6001 (1997 amino acids)
Biological process (GO): negative regulation of complement activation, classical pathway
Source: RefSeq, a predicted model, not a curated record